AUGCCUGCCCAGCGAACGAGAUGGACGCUCGUGGCGACUCUGUCGCUCCUUGCUUCUACUUCCUGCGCCCAGACCAUUGUUGUCGACGGCAAAACUGUUUCCGCCGACUAUGAUACCGUUGCGCCUGCUGUGGACAGCAUCUCAUCAAACGCUCGCCUACUGCCCGGCUUUGAGAACCUGCAGUUGACCGACAAUGUGCUCGCCAACUUGACCAACCUGCAACUGAGCAACAUUUCUCUCUUCCAUUUCGAUGACAACAAGAACCUUGACUCUACCCCCAAAUGUAAGAGUCUGCCCGGGGAUCUGCUAUAUCCUGGGAAGAUUGAGUGGAAGGUCUUUGACCUCCUCACUGGCGGUGCCCUGAUCAAGACGGUUCCUCUCGGGGCUGCUUGCUACGACGGGGAGCACUACGAUGCCGCCGUGUGCGACUACCUCCUCGCCAACUGGAGCAUCACGGAGACGCACGUCAACGACCCCUCGUCACUCAUGUCGCCUCUCUUUGCUGGCGCUACCUGUCAGCCCCAGAAUGGCGCGCUUGGCGAGGAGUGUACUCUUGGCGGGUUUCCCGAAUACUCGGUUAACGUCACUACCGUGGCCCAGAUUCAGCUGGCCGUCAACUUUGCGCGCAGUAGGAACAUCCGACUCGUUGUUCGCAACACUGGCCAUGAUUUCCUCGGCAGGAACACGGGCAAGGGUGCACUCUCCCUGUGGACACACCAUCUGAACGACAUCGAGGUGAUGGAUGAGUACGAGUCUGCCGAUGGCAGCUACAAGGGACCUGCAUUCAAGAUGGGCGCUGGCGUUCUUGUGCACGAGAUGUACGAGGUUGCCGAGAAGCACGGCUACACUGGCGUUGGCGGCGAGUGCCGCACAGUCGGCGUCACAGGCGGCUACACGCCCGGCGGUGGUCACUCCCCUGUCUCCUCGCUGUAUGGCAUGGCUGCCGAUCAGGUCCUCAGUGUUGACAUUGUGACACCCGAUGGCCGUUUCAUCACCGCCGACGAUACGCAGAACACCGAUCUCUUCUGGGCUAUCCGUGGAGGAGGCGCGGCUACCUGGGGCGUUGUCACCUCCAUGACCGUCCGCGUUCACGAGAAGAUCGCCGUGGCGGGCAUGGCCUGGGACACAACCACUACGGACAUGGGCAUCGACGACGAGACCUUUUGGAAGGCCAUUGAGGCCUACUGGUCGCGUUACCCCGAGUACGCCGAGUACCCUACCUAUGGCUACUGCCGAAUGUCUGGCCUGCCCGACGGCGGCUACGCCUGGAGGGGCAAGCCCUUUAUGAUCCCCGGCAUGACGCUCAGAGACUUCAAGAAGCUGGUCCAGCCUCUUCUCGACGAGUGGGAGGCCCUCGGUGUUGACCCCAAGCUCGAAUUCUUCGAGUACGACAACCUCUACUCUGCCUGGAAGAAACACUUCCCCACCGUGCCCGUCGGUGGUACCACUGCCCGUACCGCCAAUCGAUUACUGCCCAGGAAGAACUGGGAAGACGCUGAGCUUCUCAACAAGACGAUCAAGACCGUACGGAGCAUCGUCGAGGACGGCGCGUUCCUGGUGCACUACAACAUCAACGGCCCCAAGCCCGAGGGUGUCUCCGACAACGCCGUUAACCCUGCCUGGCGUGACACCAUGAUGUUCAACAUCAUCGGCGUUAUGUGGGACGCCAACGCGACCGAGGAGGAGAUUGCAGCCGCCAACAAGAAGCUCACGGGUGAUCUGUCUCAGCGUCUCAAGGACAUCAGCCCCGGUGCGGGUGCCUACAACAAUGAGGGGGACCUGAUGGAUCCCGAGUGGCAGGAGUCCUUUUACGGCCAGAACUAUGACCGGCUUUUGGAAAUCAAGAAGAAGAUUGACCCCCGGGAUCUCUUCUGGGCGCCCACGGCUGUCGGCAGUGAGGGCUGGGCCAUUGUGAACCAGGAGAAUGACCCCUUUAUCUCACAGGACGGUCGUCUGUGCCGCGUGAGCGCGUAG
Molecule: messenger RNA, 1974 nt
Organism: Emericellopsis atlantica
Lineage: Eukaryota; Fungi; Ascomycota; Sordariomycetes; Hypocreales; Bionectriaceae
Exons: 2
Coding region: 1-1974 (657 amino acids)
Molecular function (GO): oxidoreductase activity; FAD binding
Source: RefSeq, a predicted model, not a curated record